Molecule: messenger RNA, 1435 nt
Organism: Quercus robur (English oak)
Lineage: Eukaryota; Viridiplantae; Streptophyta; Magnoliopsida; Fagales; Fagaceae
Product: inositol oxygenase 1-like
Exons: 11
Coding region: 215-1126 (303 amino acids)
Biological process (GO): inositol catabolic process
Cellular component (GO): cytoplasm
Molecular function (GO): iron ion binding; inositol oxygenase activity
Source: RefSeq, a predicted model, not a curated record
UGCAAAGGUUUUUCAGGGAAGGACUCGGACACUGGGAAUUCUCGGGGAAGGACUUAUUAAUUAAUUGCCCUCUUCUCUCCGCUCAUAUAAAUACAUGCUGCCUUUCUCAUCAAAAUUUAUGCAACCCCAACCACCGCUUCAUUUUUCUUCUUCCCUUUUUUCCAUUAUUGCAGUACUACUAGCUAGUAUUCUUUUUCUUUGUUUUUGAUUCAGGAUGACCACCCUCACUGACCACCAUGGAGUUGAAUUGGAAGAGAAGAAGACCCCUGCUGAUGAAAAUGAAUUGAUGGUGGAUGCACGGGGAUUUGUGGAACCUGAUAACAACGCAUUUGGUCACACUUUUAGGGCUUAUGAUGUUGAAAGCACACGGCAGAAAAGUGUUGAGGAAUUCUACCGGAUUAAUCACAUUAACCAAACCUAUGACUUUGUGAAAAGGAUGAGACAAGAGUAUGGCAAAUUGAGCAGGGUGGAGAUGAGCAUUUGGGAAUGCUGUGAACUUCUUAAUGAAUUUGUGGAUGAGAGUGAUCCUGACUUGGAUGAACCUCAGAUUGAGCACUUGUUGCAAACGGCUGAAGCCAUCAGAAAAGACUAUCCCAAUGAAGACUGGUUGCACUUGACUGGCCUCAUCCAUGAUCUUGGAAAGGUUCUUCUCCAUCCUUCUUUUGGAGAGCUUCCUCAAUGGGCUGUUGUAGGGGACAUAUACCCUGUUGGAUGUGCCUUCGAUGAAUCCAUUGUCCAUCACAAGUAUUUCAAGGAAAACCCUGACUACAACAAUCCUUCUUAUAACACCAAGCUUGGAGUUUACACAGAAGGUUGUGGGCUCAACAAUGUACUGAUGUCAUGGGGGCAUGAUGACUACUUGUACUUGGUAGCUAAGGAGAAUAAGACCACUCUACCUUCAGCAGGUCUUUUCAUUAUCAGAUACCAUUCAUUUUAUGCCUUACAUAAGGCUGGGGCAUAUAAGUACUUGAUGAAUGAGGAAGAUAUUGAGAAUCUGAAGUGGCUCAAAAUAUUCACCAAGUAUGACCUUUACAGCAAGAGCAAAGUUCGGGUUGAUGUGGAGAAAGUUAAACCAUACUAUCUCUCUCUCAUUGAAAAGUACUUUCCUCCUAAGCUGAGAUGGUGAAAUCAGUAGUUCUCAAGUUGGAAGAAAAGAAAUUCAUGAAUCAUGAAGGUGAUGAAAUGGUAGCAGUUAAAUAAAUGGGAGAAAUCAGACUAUAUCUGAGAGCCUCCUCUUUUGUUUUUGAUUUUGUAUUUGUGGUGGCUGCAAAAGCUUUGAUACCAAAUUGUUGCACAGAACAAGGUCUCAAUUUCGGCUGUCACAAUUUUUUUUUUUCUUGUUUGCCCUCUCCCUUGAUUGGGUAGAGGUGUUUCUGCGUUUCAAAUGAUUUCAUUGAGAUUGUAAAUAAAAUAAGAUUGUACUGUUUCUACUUUA